AUGUCUAUGUGGAAAUCCUGCAAGGAGCUCCUGGAAACCCGGAAGCAAGAGCUGCAGAAGGCCGUGGAUGGGGAAGGGCUUUUCUUCGAUGCUCUGGUGCUGACAGCCUGCGACGCCGAGCAGAAAGCGACGUACGAGGCGCAGAUCGCAGCGCGCGUGGCCUCGCGCGUGCUCCCGUCCGCGUGCCGCUACAUCGUCGUAGCCGACCGGACCACCAAGAAUGGUAACCGCGUGGGCUGCGGGGGCGCCACGAUCAAUGUGUUGAAGGUCUUGCAGGAGCAGUUCGGGUCGGGCAAGAGGAGCUUCCCGAGUGAGACCAGAGUGCUCUUGAUCCACUCAGGUGGCUACUCCAUGAGAAAUCCGAACUUGAGCACAACGGGCAAGAUCUUCGCUCCAAUCCCGUGCCCCGUGGUGCGUGGCUUUCCCGUGUGUACGCUCUUUGACUUGAAGGUGGCUUUGAUGAUGCCCUUCUGCUCAUGCUGUGGCGUGAUGGUCUGCGCAGGCGACGUGCUGGACGUCUUCGAUGCGGCGCAGGUCCAAGUGAUGGAGAAGGGCGUGACCGCCCUGGCACAUCCGGACAACCUGGAGUACGCCGCCCUGCACGGCGUCUUCGAGAUGAAGGAGGAGGACCAAAGCCCGGAAACCAGCCCUGCAGCGGAUCGGCAGGUGUACCGAGUGGCUGUGUAUCACCAGAAGCCCAAAGCGGACGUUCUGAAGCGGAUCGCAGACCGGAACUUCCCGGCCAGCGCAGAGAGCCUUCGAGGCGGUGCUAAGAGGGUGGUCUGGACCGACUCGGACUUCUGGAUGGCCCCGGACGUGAUCUCGGCGAUCUGCGAGCAUUUGGCCUGCUGGGUGGAGGCGCCCCUCGGGGAGAUCGACGCCUACGGCGACUUCCUGGCGCCUUUGGCAACGUUGGCCGCUCCUCAGAGCGCACCCACGAAGAGCGAUAAGAAGGGUGAGGAAGGUGAGGAAGGCCUCGGCUACCCUGCUGCUGCGCCGGGCGCUCCGCCGGCCGCGCGAGCAGACCUGAGGCACAUCUGGGACACGCUGCGGCCUUUCCAACUGCACGCGGCCUGCCCACGAGACCACCUGGCUUUCUACCACAUUGGCACCAUGCCCGAGUACAUGGCACACCUCUGCAGUAACAUGGGCGAGCUGGGCUUCGACGAAGCCGAGUUGCAAAAAGGCGGCGGCCCUUGCCCAAGGGUCGCCGGCAGCACGGUAACCGACAGCAAGCUGAGUGAGGAGUGCGCAGUCUUCAGCUCCUUCCUGGAUGGUAGCUCUGUAGACAGGAACUCUGUGGUCGAGUUCUCACAUCUGAAGAAUUCGGAGGUGGGCUCCAACUGCAUCAUCUCCAGCGUGACCACGGAGGACAUCCAGAUACCGCCCGGCAUAGUGCUGGUCACCAUCCCACUCGAGGGCGGCCGCACCACCACUGUGUGCUUUGGGGUGAGCGACGACAUGAAGGCCAAAGGCGUGACGCACGUCGCCAACAGGAAGCUGCCCCGCGCGCUGGACAGUCACAGCCUCUACUCCGCGCCCCUCUUCCCGGUGCUCGGGAGCCUCGGGCGCGAGGAGGGCGAGGUCUCCUCGAGAUCCGCGCGCAUCACCUUGGAGCACUUGGAGAAUGGGAGGCUCGGGCUGCUUGACUACGCCUGGCCCGUGGAGAGCCUGAUCUCACUCCAGGAUGCAGUGCAAGGGAAUCAAGGGAAUCAAGGGAGUGAGGCCCGGGUGGCCCGGGUCCUGCAGCGCCGCGCGCCCGUGCCAGGCAGCGGCCUCAGGGACCACAUCCUGGCCUCGGCGCGGGUCCGCCUUCUGCAAACGCCCCUCCAAAGUUUCCAAAGCCUGCGGCGCGCGGCGGUGUCCCUGCCAGCGCGCGUCGUGCUCUCGGGCGGUUGGUCGGACACGCCGCCCUUCUGCUGCCUUUACCCAGGCAAAGUGGUGAAUGGCGCCGUCAAGGUGGACGGCAAGCUCCCCAUCACCGCGGUCGUGGAGCCGAAUAGAGAAACCGAGCUUCCGACUUCAGAGCUCAGCCUUGUGGACGGCUCGACGGGUGACCGUGAGCAGUACGACAGCCUCAGCAGCCUGGUCACGAGGGGCUUUGACUUGGAUUCCCCGCUCGCUCUGCACCGUGCCGUCGUUGCUGUCUUGAUGGACUUCCGGCAGAGCCGGAUAAACCGGAGAAAGCGUGUGGAGAGCGUGGAGGACGUUUCAAGCAUCUCGCUGCCGCCGGUCACGAUGACGACUCGCGUGGACCUGCCACGAGGCAGUGGGCUGGGCACGUCGAGCAUCUUGAUGCUGGCCUGCAUCCGCGCCCUCUGCGAAGCGCUGGGCAACGACUCCUACAGCUUCGAGGAGGAGAUGGAGCUCGUGCUCGCCGUGGAGCAGUUGCUGGGCACCGGCGGCGGGUGGCAGGACCAGGUGGGCGGCGGUUGCCCCGGCAUGAAGAUGACCACGGCACGCACCGGCAAGUACGAGGUGCAGAAGGUGGACUGGUCGGAGGCCCACCGCGUGCACUUCAACGAACGGCUGAUUUGCAUCAACACCGUGAUGACCCGGCUGGCCAAGCUCACUUUGGACUCGGUGGUGGACCGCUUCAUGAAGGGCAGCGCCACGCAGGUCUCCAUCAUCUCAGAAAAGCUGCCGGCGAACGCGCGGCGCAUGCACCGCGGCUUCGAGAAAUUCGCGGAGCUCAGCAGCGCACUACUGGUCACCGAAGAAAGGUCGCCGAGUGGCGAGGUGGUCGCUGCCCUGAGCGAGAUUGGCGACGAGCUGGGUGUCUACCGGGAUUUGUGUGUCCAGCUUGACAAGAGCUUCCUGAAUCAGGAGCUGGUCCCCGUGCUGGAGAAGAUUGACGAGUUCUGCUACGGCCGCUGCAAUCUCAUGGGUGCUGGCAACGGAGGUUUCAUUGUGGGCCUCCUCAGGCAUGGCGUGAGUGAGCAAGAGCUGAUGGAGAAGCUCUCGGCCAUCGAAACGGUCAAGGUCGAGCUCUGCAAGAUAGAGGUGAUCUGA
Molecule: messenger RNA, 3012 nt
Organism: Symbiodinium natans
Lineage: Eukaryota; Dinophyceae; Suessiales; Symbiodiniaceae
Source: the annotation of a GenBank genome assembly